AUGAGGGCGUCUAUAUCGCUCCCUAUUUCAUCACCCCCGAAGCUUCGACGUCGCAAAUCUACAGAAGAAGAACGCAUGAGUCGUGCCUCUUCAUUUACGAAGCGACGCACUGAGAAGCAGCCACAGCGUCUUACACCCAUCCAGACGAUGGAGCAGACACUGUUGGAUAAUGUCCACGUGGAAUUUAUUAAAGCAGUCGUGCCUGAUAAAUACAAACUUGCCAGUCCCCGGUACAUCAUGCGUAUUAGCAGCACGGUGCUGGACCAAACAUGGGAAAUGGCAAGGACGUUCAAGGAGUUUUGCGAGCUCAAAGAUGCAAUUGUUUCCGUGCUAAGUUAUGGCCACUUUUGUCCAUCAAACUGCCCGUGGCUCUACAUGUACGCGUCAGAUCAUUUCCCACGUCGUCGUAUCUUUCGAUCCCGAAGUCCAUCUGUCAUUGCAAGCCGUCUAUCUGAGCUACAGACGUACGUUUCGACGUUGCUACGUAUGGCUAAGCAGAACCGCAAUCUUGACUGUACUGUGACGUCGACUAAGCUCCCGCGACUCAUCUACAGUUUUCUUUUCGAGGGUAUGGUCUUUGAUCGUUCUGAUUUUAUGCGAUUCAGCGACCGCGUUUCGUUUGGCGGUCGAGAUAGCAGUUUCCUGGACAAUGACCCGACACACGAUGAAGAGGCGUGUAUUAUUUGUGAUAGAGCCCUCAUUGGUGAUGCUACAGUGUCAAUUGUACCAGAAGCUCUAAGCUGUCAUCAAGGACUGACGAGCAUUGACAAGAAGGUCAAACGACAUGUGAUGGCAGGUCUGACAACGCUCAAUUGCGGUCAUUGCUUCCACGACGAAUGCAUUCUCGCCAAACUCAACGAGUCGCUGACUUGUCCACUUUGUAUAUCACUUUCCAAGGCGCUCUGUGUCUCACCUUCUCAAUCCACACUUGGUGCUAUUUAG
This is a messenger RNA of Peronospora belbahrii, 942 nucleotides long. Lineage: Eukaryota; Oomycota; Peronosporomycetes; Peronosporales; Peronosporaceae. The record is from the annotation of a GenBank genome assembly.